UUUAUCCACCAGUAACUUUAUUCACUUCCUCUGGCUUUUGUUAUAUUUCAACAUCGAAAACGAAACAUUACGGGCAUGUGGUUUAGUAGUCUGUGUAAGUACCUUUACGAGAAGAUGUAUUCCCAGUCACAUCACAAGACCUCUUCCUUGAACAACCGAUUCCAAGACUAUGUGGAACGGCGCCUUACAGAGGUUCAUUACCAGGGUUGUCCUUCUUUUGGUGGAGUAAAAAAGAAAGCUCUUCCUUUCAUAUUUGCAGUAUUAUUUAUAAUUCUGAUCCCUUUUCUACAUAUUGCUGUCUUCUACAAAUUAAUCUGGGUACCAGAUAAAGCCCCUGUUGAUCGUUCCGGCUGCACUUGUUCCUGUUUUGACACCGUCUUCCGUGGUGCCUACGAAAACCAAGGAAUCGUUUUGUACAAACACAUCUACUUCAACGCAACCUCACAGACCUUCGGAGUUUGGAUUUUCACCGUAUUCUUUGUAGCAAUAACAUACGAAAGUCUAAAGUACAUCUACAACUUAUUAUUUCCUCGACUGCAUGUCCGCUGGGUGAUGUUCGGUCUGUUUGCCAUAAACAUCUACCCUCAUUAUUAUUCCUGGUGGUCCAUAUUCAACUACUUCAACGAAGAUUUUUAUCCAUACUUCUACCACCACAUCUACUUCAUGGUCACCGAAAUGGUUGUUACUGCUUUAGUCCUAAACAUGUGUGACUCUCGCAAUUCCGUCACCUUCAAGAAGAUAUUUUUCAUCUUGUGCAUUAGCACAAUACACAUCUUGCUCAGCGGAAUGGACCAAUUCAUUACACACGUAAUCUACGCGCAUGGACGAACAUUCCAAAACGUACGAAAUGUUGCUUUAAUGGUUCCUGAUUUGGCCCACUUCCUGGUGAGUUGUUGGAAGCUGGUAGAGUUAUAUCGUUCCAAUGACUUGCCAGUCUCGGAAUAUGGCUAUAAAGAAGGCAUAGGGCUAGCAUUUGUAUUUAUUUCUGUUGGGACAGUGUUUGGGAAAUUUCUCUGAGAAAUAUCAGGUAUUAUGGAAAAAUUUCAAUCAUAUAUAUAUAUAUAUAUAUAUAUAUAUAUUACUGAACUAUUAGCACCAAGCAGUGUUUAGUCACAAGCAAAGUUUAGGUUAGUUAAAAUAUGUUUCUAACCUAUUUCAACUGCUAAAAGGCAAAUCCGCUACAGAUGCCAUGGAGAAAUUUUUUCUCUUCAGUUGCAGAUUCACUUUUUUAUCAUAAGAGAAAAAUAUUUUCUAUGGCAUCUGUAGUGGGUUUGCCUUUUAGCAGUUGAAAUAGGUUACAAACAUAUUUUAACUAACCUAAACUUUGCUUAUAUAUAUA
Molecule: messenger RNA, 1339 nt
Organism: Octopus sinensis (East Asian common octopus)
Lineage: Eukaryota; Metazoa; Mollusca; Cephalopoda; Octopoda; Octopodidae
Exons: 4
Coding region: 76-1017 (313 amino acids)
Source: RefSeq, a predicted model, not a curated record